CCAGGAAAUAACCCUCCUUCCUCACUCAUUUAAAGCCCUGGAAGUCCUGGACAGUUCUACAGGGCACUUGGGUGCUGGUGAAACCAUAAGAUUGGGCUCUAGGACAAGAGCAUCUCUUUGGACAAAGACUAAUUGCUGACCACAGCCUCUUCACCAUCUGGUCUACCUCAUCCUCUUCACAGAAAGCCCUGAAGCCAACAUGGCACACCCUAUGUUGCAAAAAUAUCCCAGUUACCAUCACAUUCGUGAUUCUUGGCAGAUGGUGUGGGUCGUAAAAGGAAAUUCGUUAAUAGCAGUUCCUUCUAGCAACAACGUUGAACCUGUCAUUCUUUCUUUGAUAGCAUGUAGAGACAUGGAGUUCCAUGAGGAAGGAAAAGGUACUCCACAUUACAUGGGAAUCAAGGACAAAAAUCUCUGUCUCUACUGCACAGAAAUCCAGGGCUAUCCCACUUUGCAGCUUAAGGAAGAAGAUAUCAUGAAUCUCUACAGUAAGCCCAGAGGAGAGAAGCACUUCCUCUUUCACCGCAGUGAUGAAGGCUCCACCGUUGUCUUUCAGUCCGUCUCCUACCCUGGCUGGUUCAUUGCGACCUCCUCUGAAGCAGGGCAGCCUGUUACCCUCACCAAGGAGAGGGGCACAGCCAAAAGCACGAAUUACUACUUAGAGGGUGGACUCUAAAUCCAGUCUGGGCUCUGGGUGGCUGAAUCCUGUUCAGAGGACCAAGCAGUCAGAGGUUCUUCUGUUUGAAAACACAACAGGUCGUCUUAAGAGACCACCGUACAUGGAUGCCCAUCCACAGCCUACCUCAUUCUCAUCACCUCAAAACCACCUCCUCUUCUAGAUACCCUCUAGAUUUGUUGCUGUUGUUUAGUCACUAAGUUGUGUCUGACUCUUUUGUGACCCCAUGGACUAUAGCCUGCCAGGCUCCUCUGUCCAUGGAAUUUCCCAGGCAAAAUGUUGGAGUGGGUUGCCAUUUCCUUCUCUAGGGGAUCUUUCUGACCCAGUGAUCGAACCCACAUAUCCCGCAUUGGCCAGCAGAUUCGCUGAACCACCAGGGAAGCCCACCCUCUAGAUAAUCUCUAGAUAAUUUCUAGAUACACUGUGUCCCCUGCUUGCACGUCAUUCCAGUGUGAAGCCUAAGAGUCACUUUUUAUUCUUUCUUGAUCUUUUCCCAUCAUCCUGGUUGCCAAGUCCAGUUAAGUCCACUCCCAAAUCCUUCUUGCAACCUCUCUUGCUAUCCCUUCUGCCAACCCAUAGCCUGGAAAUGUGACUUCCAAACAUAUAAUCCUAUCAAUACAAGAUAUUAAUAAUUCUAUGCAUGCUUAUUAUAAAUAUUGUAACAUGCACUCCAAAAGAUGAAUCUAAAGGGUAAGGUGAAUGUAAAAUAAAAAUAUCACAAGUCUUGAGAGUCAUGAUGAACUCAUAGUAUCAUUAGUUAAUAAUUUGACGCACAGUAUACAAUUCAGUUAAGAUUAAUUGCUAACCAUAGUGGAUGUAAAUCAAUCUGUAUUUCAAAGAUUCACUAAUCGCAGUUUAUACUUUUUUCAAGCAUCAACUAUGACAUAUUCUUG
Capra hircus (goat) is the source of this 1569-nucleotide messenger RNA. It is a transcript of the gene IL36B, whose product is annotated as interleukin 36, beta. Gene Ontology annotation, molecular function: cytokine activity; interleukin-1 receptor binding. Gene Ontology annotation, biological process: cellular response to lipopolysaccharide; cytokine-mediated signaling pathway; inflammatory response to antigenic stimulus. The coding region runs from base 200 to 676 and encodes 158 amino acids. The record is from RefSeq and is a predicted model, not a curated record. The transcript has 5 exons. NCBI's taxonomy places the organism in Eukaryota, Metazoa, Chordata, Mammalia, Artiodactyla, Bovidae.